Haemonchus placei is the source of this 621-nucleotide messenger RNA. The record is from the annotation of a GenBank genome assembly. Lineage: Eukaryota; Metazoa; Nematoda; Chromadorea; Rhabditida; Trichostrongylidae.
AUGUUGUUCUUCAUACUGUUAUUGGCGUUCGUAAUUUCAAUUCGUGCUGAAGGCUACGGUGCACCACCACCGGCCUCUAUCGCCCCUGCUUCAGCACCUUAUGGUGCACCAUACUCGUCGAACCAGGUGGUUGCCGUACCUCAGGUUGUACAGCAGCAAUUCCAGCCAAUGCCCCAACAGCUCGUCCAACACUCAGGGUCUGCUGGCGUACAGCAAGUAGGCAUGCCAGUAAGCUACAGUAUGUACUCCAAUACACCGCAACAGAUGAACCAGAAUCCAUACCAGCUGUAUGAACGUCAUCCGAUUCCGAGCCAAGUUUUCCUGAACUAUCCUCAAGGAAUGAUCAUUCAACCUCAACGUCAGCAAAACGCUGUUCUUCCCACCGCUGGUACCUCGUUUAUCGCAUCGUCAGGUUAUGGUCAGCCAGCAACAAUGUCUACCCAAACAACUGGACCAUACGCUACACAGACGACAUCGUCGGAGACAAGUACGGAAGAAAAGGGCACCACACUGAGCGCUAUGUCCGGAUCGCCUAGUGUUGUUGAUCCAUGGGCAUCUCUAGGAGGCCUGCCUGCGAAAAAGAUCGAGAGCAGAAAGAAGAAGAACAGCGAUGGGCUGUGA